Messenger RNA from Grus americana (Whooping crane), 3113 nucleotides. It is a transcript of the gene CCDC59, whose product is annotated as coiled-coil domain containing 59. The coding region runs from base 8 to 622 and encodes 204 amino acids. The record is from RefSeq and is a predicted model, not a curated record. NCBI's taxonomy places the organism in Eukaryota, Metazoa, Chordata, Aves, Gruiformes, Gruidae. The transcript has 4 exons. Gene Ontology annotation, cellular component: nucleus.
GAGAGCGAUGGCGGCGGCGCGGCGCGGCGGGCCGGGACCGGCGGCGGAAAAUGCGGGCGCCGCGGCUCACGGUCCCCGCCGAAAGCGGCUGUGGAGGCCUGUCUUGCUGCGUGACGUCAUAGGCAGCGUCCAGGAGGGACGAGGGUUUGCAUUUCAGAGAAAACAAAAGAUCGAAAGACAAUACAGGAAAUUAUUGAAAAAGGGAAGAAAGUUCCAUUCACAACAGGAUGAUCAGUUUACUGAUACUUAUCCUGAGCACUUGAAACAUCUUUACCUGGCUGAGGAAGAAAUGCUUAAGAAACGACGCAGAGCUCCGGAUGAUUCAGUUUUAUCAGAAGAAAAACCUAAUAAAGCAGUAGAGUCAGUUAUGACUGAAGGGAAGUUUAAGAAGAAAACAUCCAAUCAGAAGGCAAAAGAAGAGUAUGAGAAAAUAAAGGCUGAGCGUGCUAGAAAGAAAGAGGAAGCAGAAAAAAGAAAACAACAAAGAGAAGCAGCUCAAAGGUUGUACAAGCAAAAGAAAAUGGAAGCUUAUAAAAUAUUGAGUAAGAAGACAAAAAGAGGACAGCCAAAUCUAAACUUACAAAUGGAGUUUCUUCUUCAGAAAAUAGAGCAAAAUACAUAAACCUCUGCGUACCUCUUAAUUACUGGUUUUGAGUUACCUGUGGACAUUUUAUUAAAUUACUUUUAAUAAAUAAUGGGGUUUUGCUUCUGUGUGACUUUUGUCAUUGGCUUGAUUUAUCUCAUCAGUCCAAUACUGGAGGAUAUUAAUCCUGAAAAUACGUAUUUUAUGCUGAGAGUGAGAGACAUCUGGUACCUUGAAAAUAAACGUAUUUCUAAACUUAAAUUCUGUUAGCUAUGUAAUAUCCUGAAUUCCAGAUCAUUAGAGCCUAGUACCAUCUGAACAUGAAUCUACAUUGUAUAAAGCAUUUGUUUUCUAGCUCUAGCACUUCCUGCAAUUGUGACUACUAAAAUUAUGCUUACUUGAAUAAAAUGAUACAUGCAACAUAAUUGCUAUCUUAUGAGCUGCCAAGGCUAGGAGCGUGUUUUUGUGCUGCUGGGUAGGGUUUGGCACAUGAAAACAAAGAACAUAAACUAUACUUGGAUGACUUAUUUAUCAUUCUCUACAAGGAAUAAAACUUAUCAAAGGUCCAAAAAUGGUUUGAAUGUAAAGAUCGUGUAGACCUAACAUACACUUUGUGCUUGGUGAUUUAUAAUUUGGUGAUUUGUUUUGUUCAUAAACAAAGUAUGACUUUCUAGCUUUGAUGGAUCAGGUAGAUGGGUUGAUAUUUUGGUAUGCUGAGUAUAUAGAGUUUCUAAUUUUUGUUCUUCAGAACAUCUUUAGAAAACAAAUUCUUUUAAAUCAUGAUUUGGAGAUGCAAUUAGUGAUCUUUGGCCUAAUAAAAUGAAAGCAUGCUUAGUAAGACUAAUAAGUUUGCAAUAAAGCAAGUUAACUAUUUUCCUUAAGUUUAUACAGGAGAAUACUGUUAUACUUUUGCUUUUAUCUUGGUCUACUUUGGCAGCCAAGAAAUAAAUAUUGAGGUUUUUUUCUACGGAUAAUAAAGACUAUGCAGACUUUAGAGUAAGGAAUGCCUUGAAAUAAAUUUCUCAGGACAUGCUCUAUAAGAUUUGCAAUACAUUUACAGUAUUAUAGUAUUAAAUACACUUAUAUAUAUUAAAUACUGUAUUAUAGUAUUAAAUAUUUACAAUAUUAAAUUAUCUUGUUCAGAAAUUGAUGUCAACUUCAAAAAAUUCCUUAUUUAAAAUGGGAAAAAUAAAUAGUUUUGAAUUGUAUGACAAGCGCUGUUAAAUGGGGAAUAGUUUAGGAGUUUGAAUUGGCUAAAAUGUUUCUUGUGUCAGUAUUCUGAGGCUUUUUCACCUCAUCUUGUUAAAUUUUUUGCAAGGCUUUGACUCCUUGUGCUGUAAUGUCAUUUAGGAAAAACUCAACACAAGUUUUAGGUAGUGCACCAACAGAAAAUGCAGGAGAUUUUCUUGGAAUGGGUAUGUGCAUUCUAGGAGAGAAAGGGAGUGUAAAUUUGACAGGCUUAUUCUGUUUUAAACUUUUUCCUUUUUUUUUUUUUUUAAAAUAAUUGCUGUAAUUGCCAGUUUUGAGUGGCUCUGCACUGAAACAUUAAAGAGCAAAAAUCUGCAAAGUACCCAGGAAGUGGGAAGGCAAGUUUUGGCAUACACAGUCUACUUCCAUUCUUGUCAGUCUUGCCUGUCAGCUUUUAUUUUAAAAGAUGAAAACUGUAAUAUUUGCAACUAUUAGGGGUUUUUUUUAUCAGUAGUGCAGAAGACUGAAAACGUUAGCUUUGUGUAACUUGUGAAUAACGUGAAACAUCUUCCAUGGGAACUCAUGGUUGAAGUGCUUGCAUUUUUCAUUUGCGAGUGUCUGUUACCCUAGAUGAUCUUUUAUCAUUCUUUGUCUAAGGAAAUGUUAAACACAAGUAUUCUGAAUGGUCAUCUUAAAAAGACCUCAGUUUGCCCUCAGUUCACUUAUAUACCUACUGGGCUGAUGUUUACCAUGAUGUCAGCUGUCUGGAAAGAUUUCAGAAAACCGUAAGUCUUAGACCAGUAAUUCCAAUGGUCAGUGGCCAUUCUAGAUUACUGGUAUUGCUACAGAUACUGGUAUACAGUCUAAAUACCAGUACAUUUUUAGAUAAGGUGCUUAAAGUGUUUGGAUAGUUUGAUGCAUUUGAAAUCCAGAUUUUCUUCUCUUGUGUUGAGUGAAAACUUUACUAUCAAAAUACUCCAUUUGCUUGAUUCUUCCUGGAGAACAGGGUAGGUAAUAUGAGCUAGUAAGUUAAUUACUUUUUUUUAGGACUUGUGAUAUAAUUUUCUUACAUAAGUUGUUUUGCAAAUGGACUCUAAAUAUACAUAUACAUCAUGUAACCAGUUAAUAUUCUUAGUUCACUCAAGUAAUUUAAUGGCUUCAUAUCAUUCCUCCUUAGCAACAAGAAGUCUCGUUGAUUAGUGGAAAAGAACAGAAUUCUGCUCUGAAAAAAAAAAUCUUACUUUUUUACUGGUGUUAUUCUCUGGUUUUGUUUAAGAAUUAGAAUUUUGAGAGAAAUUCAGGAUUCAUAGUAUCUGUUCCACAAUAUUGGUUAUUAAAAUUU